Messenger RNA from Mesorhabditis spiculigera, 324 nucleotides. Lineage: Eukaryota; Metazoa; Nematoda; Chromadorea; Rhabditida; Rhabditidae. The record is from the annotation of a GenBank genome assembly.
AUGGGCGUCGACAUCAACACCGUCAAGGCCGGAGACGGCGCCACCUUCCCCAAGACCGGGCAGACCGUCUCGUGCCACUACGUCCUCACGCUUGAGAAUGGAAAGAAGAUUGACAGCUCUCGCGACCGCGGCAGCCCUUUCAAGUUCAAGAUCGGAAAAGGCGAGGUCAUCAAGGGAUGGGAUCAAGGCGUUGCCCAGAUGUCCGUCGGCCAACGUGCGACCCUGACCAUCAGCUCCGACCUCGGAUACGGACCCGCCGGCAUCAAGGGCACCAUCCCACCGAACUCUACCCUCAUUUUCGACGUGGAGCUGCUCGGUGUUAAU